Molecule: messenger RNA, 1266 nt
Organism: Fomitopsis serialis
Lineage: Eukaryota; Fungi; Basidiomycota; Agaricomycetes; Polyporales; Fomitopsidaceae
Exons: 4
Coding region: 1-1266 (421 amino acids)
Source: RefSeq, a predicted model, not a curated record
AUGUGCUCGAGCUGCAACAGUGGCGGCGGGGUAUGGAAGUGCAUGUCGUGCAUUGGUUAUCCAAUCUUCUGCCCGACCUGCUGUCUCGCCGAGCACCGGCGAACACCAUUCCACCGGGUUGAGCAGUGGAACCUCGGAGGAUACUGGGAGCCCUCAUGGCUCCGUCAAGUUGGAGUUUCAAUCACUCUCGGCCACCGGGGCAGAGAAUGCCCCCAGCCGGCGGUUGUCGUGGAGGAUGACGAGGAAGUGGAGAUGGACCGGGCGACCGAUCGCGCGGCCGAUGAUGAUGGCGACGUGCCAGCGGACCCUCUUCACCACGCCGACUCACCUCCGCGACCCCCGCCCGCAAUGAUGACUAUUGUUGACACCACCGGGGUGCAUUUCCUCCAGGUGACGUGGUGCGGCUGUCCCGACGCCGGUGACCACACAUCGCAGCUUCUCGAUGCCGGGUUGUAUCCGGCGAGCCAGCGCAAGGCUCGUACGUGCUUCACCUUUGGGGCACUUGACGGUUUCCUGCUGGACAAUCUGGAGUGUAAGACUACCGCCAUGAAUUACUACGCACGGAUUCGACGGGCCACCAAUCCGGCUUUUCCCCAUGAAGUACCGGAUCGAUACCUUGAGCUGCUUAGAGUGAGCCGCGAAUGGGCGUUGCUCCAGGCGAAGAAACAGUUUGGAUACGGGCCACAGUGGCGAGAGGCCCCGGGCAACGGAGACCUUGCUCACUUUUGCCCGGCAUGUCCGCAGCCCGGAGUGAACAUACCCGAGGACUGGGAGGUGGAUGAUAGGAAGUACCUAUAUGCCCGAGGAUAUGUCAUGGAUGGGAACUUCCACGCCGAGCAAAUGAAAAUGCGCAAGCCCGAGAACGACGUACCGUUGAUGCCGGGGAAAAUGUUCAUGGUUCAUCCCGGCCCAUACGAGGAGCACCUGAGAGUAGCGAAGGACGUGAAGAUGGUGAGGGUCUGCAACGACCACAAGGCGGUCUCCCAGGCCAACGCCGACCGGCAUAAGCUCGCUGUCACCGGGAUCGGCGCAACAUCUUGUUUGAGGCACGGGUGCUUCCUUCCGCACUCGGUAGUGAACUAUCAGAAGGGCGAACAUCAGAUGAACAUGGACCAUCAGGAAAAACGACUUUGUCUUGGGCGUCAUGCCAAGACACCGCACACUCUUUCAAGGCACAAACACCACAUAACCAACUUGAGUGGCUCACAAGUCAGCCAAAAGACCGUCAAAGCUCAAAAGCGUGGGUGUGUCUCUUCUCUGACUUGA